Messenger RNA from Drosophila mauritiana, 4548 nucleotides. RefSeq names its product protein hu-li tai shao (gene hts). Gene Ontology annotation, molecular function: actin filament binding. Bases 601 to 4053 code for a protein of 1150 amino acids. Gene Ontology annotation, cellular component: cytoskeleton; postsynaptic density; plasma membrane. Lineage: Eukaryota; Metazoa; Arthropoda; Insecta; Diptera; Drosophilidae. The transcript is spliced from 2 exons. The record is from RefSeq and is a predicted model, not a curated record.
AACAAGACCCAUUUGAAAGAUACACCCUUCAAUGUACUCAGGCUAAACGCCCAUUGUAUAUAAUCUCGUUGAAACAUUAUAAUACCCCAUAUAAUCCACUAGCCCCUCUCGCAGUUCGUUGUUAAUGGUGUAUACUCAAUAUAACCCUUAUAUAAUCCACAAGCCCAUGGCAAACUAUUGAUGCACCACAACUAAACACUAGCUAUAGUUUGAGGUUGAUAUUUAUCAUUGAAAUAAUUCAUUGCAGUUUUCUAAGUUCAUUACAUUUGGUUUUGGGAGAAACAAUACAUCUUCAGCUCUUUUGCACAGGAAACUCGUUGUUUUAAUUCAAGAGCCCAACCUCCCAACCUCGAGAUAUUCUUAAUAGGUCAUAUAGGUCAAUCAUAAAUGACACAUGUUUUUCAGACUUAUGGAUCUGUAAUCCAGUACGUAUUGGCAUUAUGUAUGUAUUUCGAGAGCCGCACUUACCUAAGAUGCUGGCUCCGAACUUUUUGUAGAUUGUCACAGAUACUUACAAUUUUUCGGUUUUUUCACCUCCCACACCUGGAUCUUAUGUCGCUUUAACUAGAUGAUAGUAAGAAUAAUGAGUAUGGAGACGACAUGGAGAACCAAAUAUAUGAGCGGAACGCACACAAUAAAAGCAAGUGCCGACGUGAUCUGUUUGCAACCAAGGGCAUGGAUCCCCAUCCAUCACCGGAGCGUCUGUAUACCUAUGUCUAUGCUACAGCUGCCUCUGUGGGCCAGUGCGUCCAACCGGAGGUGUGCUCCGCUUUGUUGCGGGCUCUACAUAGCGAGCAGUUGGGCUACCUGGCCAAUUGCUAUCGCGGAGGAGCUGGGAACUCAAAUGCUACCACCGCCAGCACAUGCACAAUAACCAGCGCCACGGGCUCCUCCACCGCAUCGCGCAGACCAUUGCAAAAUGUGAAUAUUAUGUAUCCACAGCCAUAUCGCACGGGUUCCCAUUUUGGAUUCAAUUCACCACGCCAGCAUCCACGCACUGAGCAUAAGCAUGUGCCCAAGGAGCGAGACCAUAAUGCCUUGGGCUACCGAUCGAUGCAACGAGGGAUCAGUUACGAGGAGAUCUUCGCCACACCUCGCUAUGAACAGUUGUGCCAGACGUGUUUCGACAAACUAUUGCGCCUUAAGCCCGAGCUGAAAAGGAUUGGCAGUGGCACGGCUACUAGUAGUUGUGCGGAGGAGCAGACAAGUACAGGGAGCACUCCCUUGCAACGCCGCCAAUUGGCGACUUUGCCUGAGUUAUGCGAUCAUCUUGGGGAAAUGCAAAAGUUGUCUGAACCUCCGAGGGUCCAACGUAAUGCGUACACACAGACGCAGAAGUGUUCUCCAUCCUCUUCCACCAAUAAUUUCCUUAGUCAAAUCGAAAAGUUUAACUUCUCGGAAGAAUCGACAAACAUAAAUUAUACUCCACGUCCGAUUAACAGUGAAAGUAGCCUUUUGGGACUGAUUGUGGAACAGGCAACCUCGAGUGCUGGAGCGAGUGCCACAAGUUCUCCUCCUCAAAGAAUUUACUGUGCAGAGGAAGUGGACAUUACAGAAGUGUGGAGUUUUGGGCGUUGGCUGGAACCCCAGGAUCAUAUGAUAGCGAGUAAUGCAGAUGAGUUUUCCCAACCGCCGCUGACCGAGCAUUGCAUCACAUUGGAGUUUAAUCAACAUUAUUCGACUGAUGACAAUCAGGUCGACCGCCAAUUGAUGACCCGCGAAGAGCGCCAGCGUCGAAAGUCUGAGUUCCAGGAGCUUUGGCAAGAUCAUGUCGAGUACUUUGAAUCCAAAGAACAGAUGCAUAUUGAUGAAAAUAUCCAGGAAGUCGCGACUCUUAGUGCUUAUGAUUGCUUCGACCAGGAUAUAGGCGAGAUUGAAGAAGGAGUCAAUGAUGAAACAAUGACUGAGCCAAGUGAUGAGUUACCGAAAAUGUUGCAGAUGGUUGAGGAUAGUCUUACAUUAGCCGGCGAAAAUCUAGAAAAGCUGGUGGAAAGUACCAAAAAACUACAAGCAAUUCACACUGAAACUUCACCAGCCUCUUCCAAUGGUUCCCUAGCCGAAGUUGGUAAUCUCUUUCGGUCGAGAAGUUUCGAGAGCAUUCCUGCUGUCGAUGACACUGUGUCUGUACAGGAACCACUUUACGAUUUGGCCAUAAAUUCAAGCACCGAAGAAGUUGACGGAGUGCAUGAUACUUUGAUACAGGAGGAAAAGCGUGACGACGAAAAACCUCUUACUCCCAUGUCAACGGAGCCAGAGGAACCGUCAGAUAAGGAGAAGGAUCUUGUCGACGAGAAAGACAUAGACGAAAAUGAACAUCACGUGGAGGCUGAGUUCCAUAAGGCUCUUGCCGAAACAAUGCAAGUUAUCGUUCUUACGACAAUGGACCACAAUACCACCCCCCUGAAAGAUACAGAUGAAAAUGAUCGUACGGUUGAGACUGAGAUCCGAGAGUCAGAAGAAGUUAGCUCCUUAGAGACAGAUAACCAGUUUUUCACACCGCUGGAACGCGAGGUUCUGCAUCGGAUCGAGAAAGAAAGACUUGACGAGUCGGAGCCUAUAUUUGGAAAGAUUGACCAUAGUAUUCGCAACAAGAUGACGCCAAAGAAGCUGCAAGACUUGGUCAGCGAAGAGAUAUUUCGCACACAAACGCAUGUAUACACGAACCUAAGGACACCGAUAUCGAAGAAAUCCCUGUCCGCUCAUAAUAUCAGUGCACCUUGCAGCUCAAUGGCGCACACUCAUCUAGUUACCCGACCAACACCCCGAAUGUCGCGAUCCUGGUCAGAGGAUCAGCAAAGUGAGGAGGACGAUCAAAAGAAGAACGGAGCGGGAGAACAGGGAUACAUUAAUAAAGACACUCCCAUAGGUCGAGUCAUCUCGUCUACAACAUUUGUGUGCAGGAGAGGUCCAACCAGAAAGCGCAACUUUAUUCAGGAGAACAUUCGCAAUGCCAGCAGACCGCGAGUUGCAGCCGGCUCGAUUAAAAAACACAAAAGCAACAUCGUUACUUCUCCUAGAUCCAAAUCAAGCCCAUCCUCAGUGUAUACUUUUCAGUGUGGCCAGCGGGAUAGCGGAGCACGCCUAUGGGUUGCCUUGCCAACGUCUCCACGUGGUCAAAACAGUGACAAAUCUUCUUCUGCUGCUCGGGCUUUGUACACCGUACGGGGCAAUCCCCCAUCGCCAUUCGCCAAACGUCGUAGACCCUUGGUUAUCCUUCCACCAAUGCGUAAUAGAAAUAUAGCCCAUAAUCGCGAGAAGAGCUCAUCUAAUGAAUCCCUGCACCGAACUAUUUCCAGUAGCACGUUCAAUGUGGACGAUGAAGAAGAUCCUGCAAAUUCGGAUAGCAUUUCAACGAGUACCUUUCAGUUGGAGGAAGGUCAGGAAGAAUCAUCUGCAACUCAGCAUAAUAGGAAUGCGACUAACAGUUCUGUGUACUACAGCGCAAACGAUACCACGCGAGAAGAGAGAGAAUCUUCGCAGACAAGCAGGGACGAAGCAGAAGAGAAUCUUGGAGUCAUGGAAUUUAUGCCCGAACCAAUUCAAGUUAUGGAAAUACCAGAUAUCUGUAGCCAACUCGAUGAAGACGGAUCAUCGUUAGAACUCGAACGCUUAGCAGGGGGAUCAGAUGUGGGUACAACAGAAGAUGAUCAAGUCGAAGAAAUGGAAACACAGAGGAAGAGCGCAGACAACGAAUCCAAAAAUGUUCUGCCGAUAGAAGAAGAAGAAAUUAAUGGCGUUAAGGACAGCAUUUGUUUCAUGCAAGCGGAUAUUGAUAAGGAUGAUAUUGAUAAUACCGACGACCAACCGUCGACUUCAAAAGCGGCAAUGGAAAACAUUCGCAUAUGUGGUGGUGCGGAACCCGAAGAGAAUCCUCGUUGUGAAGAUGAGGAUGUGGUUACGCUGGACACGGUUUGCAUUGUGCGUGGUCUGGAGAUGUUUGUGCGAGAGGUGGAGCCCAUAAAGCAAGAAACUUCAGAGGAACUAUCAGAUCUUGGGGGACUUUUUGAAAAUGGGUUAAUUGAUGAAGGUGGUGAAGAGGCCAUGUCCCAGUGAAACCAGAAGUUGAUGAAGAAUUUAUGAAGAAAUAUUAAGAAAUGAAAGGAUUACACUAACUGAACACUUUUUUUGAACAUUUUAUAUUCGUUUAUGAUUUUAACAUUGCUUGUCAUUACCAUUUUUGUACUAUUUUUCAUAUUUUUAACUUUGUAACAUUGAAAACUUAAUUUUUUCAUCUUUUGUAUUAAAAAUGUCUGAUUUAUUGGUUUUGUAUUCAUCAAAUUUAAAAUUAUGGGUUUAUAAAAAAAAUCAAACAUUAUGGGUGUAUAUUAAUCAUAAGACUUUGAAGAUCUUUAUUUGUUUAAGAUUAAGUAUUAGUAGUAAAUAUUCCAUCCUAAUGUCUAAGAGAAUGUUAUCCAGUGUUUCUCGUCAAUUGUGUUGCGUCCAGUGUGUAAACUAUGUAGGUCGUGCGCGUUUUUGGAGGUUCAGGUGCUGGAAUCAUACUUACAUUGCUUUCUGUAUCCACAACACCCGCCAUUUGAUAUAUAUCGA